This is a messenger RNA of Prorocentrum cordatum, 438 nucleotides long. Lineage: Eukaryota; Dinophyceae; Prorocentrales; Prorocentraceae. The record is from the annotation of a GenBank genome assembly.
AUGGGGGCGGCGGAGGCGCUGGAGCUGCUGCUGCGGGCCGCCGAGGAGGCCCGGGACCGGGACGCUCCCGAGGCGUGGCGGUUCCUGCACGGCCUGCGGGGGCUGCUGUCAGAGGCCGCGCGCGAGGCGCUGCUGGGGCCCCACUGGGGCGACCUGCGCGCGCUGCUCGCCGCGCGGUGCGGGCGCCGCGAUGACGCGCGCUGGGCGGCCGAGGCGGCAGCGCUGCGGCGCCUGCUGCGCCCGCUGCUGGAGCCGCGGCUUGUGGUCGAGGUCCUCGAGGCCGCCCACCGCUCGGGCCGGGGCAUGGGCCCGCUGCACCAAGGCUGGCUCUUGGUCCGGCAGUUCCUGGCUGACGUGCCGGAGCCGCAGCCGGCGCCGCUGCGCGGGGGGCGGGCGCCGCCGGCGGCGACAUCCAGGGCGCUGCUGGGGGGGGCCUGA